UCUGAAAUAACCAGCAUUCGAUACAUCAAUACAAAACUGGCUAUACGGAAUGUCUUCUUUCAUGGAGGCCAAAUGAUCAUCAUUAUCAGCUACAACAAGGCCAGGGCGUCCAAUAAUUAUGCCUUCUACAUUGUUCGUUACCUUCCGCCGAGUCUUAGCCUGAGCUUCUUGAAAUAUCUCGCGAUUAUUCGACCA
This is a messenger RNA of Ilyonectria robusta, 195 nucleotides long. RefSeq lists its product as uncharacterized. The annotation marks the transcript as partial. NCBI's taxonomy places the organism in Eukaryota, Fungi, Ascomycota, Sordariomycetes, Hypocreales, Nectriaceae. The record is from RefSeq and is a predicted model, not a curated record. The transcript has a single exon.